Schistocerca serialis cubense is the source of this 2397-nucleotide messenger RNA. RefSeq lists its product as uncharacterized. Bases 181 to 2397 code for a protein of 738 amino acids. The transcript is spliced from 18 exons. Lineage: Eukaryota; Metazoa; Arthropoda; Insecta; Orthoptera; Acrididae. The record is from RefSeq and is a predicted model, not a curated record. Gene Ontology annotation, molecular function: protein binding.
AGGGGGAGGCGGGCAGGCUGCGGGGAGCCGGGACACACGACCGCGCGGGCACUGCACGGCCGACGGCGGCGCCGAGCGGAACCAACCGGACGUCUUUCGUUUUUCGACAGCGUGCAAAUGUCAUGAAGAUAUUUUGAUGGAAUAGAUCUUUUCUUGGGCCGACACCUUUGUCUUUGCAUAAUGUUUCGCAGAAGCGUUAUUUUGCUCAUCUGUACCUUUGUGGCAGUAAUCGCAACUACUGACCACAGUGCUCCAGAUUCCAUUACAGGAUCUGAUUCUGAAGUUACAAUCUAUCGUCUAAGAACCGAAAAACCAGGACAAAUGUUCCGAGAUGAUCAUGUAGCAAAACUAGCAGCUAAUCUUGAAGAAAUAAUAAUGGAACGUGACCAUGAGCGGGAAUUUCUUAAGAACAAGGAGAAGUAUAAUUUCGUGGAAAAAUUUACCACUGUACCUUACUAUGAAAUACCCCAGGAAGACCGUUGUGUGGUAAAUAAUGGCAACUGCUCACAGAUAUGUGAAACUGUUGGAUAUGAAACUGUCUGUUCCUGUCGUGAAGGAUACAGUCUCACGAGCGCCACUGCCUGCACUGCAGUGUCAGCAUGUGAAAUUGUUCUGUCCGGUACUUCAGGAGAGUUUACUAUUGGUAGUAAGCCUUGCCAGUGGCUCAUAAAAGCACCAAGACGUCGUAUCAUAUUAAUUACACUUCAUAGAACGAGUGGUUUCCACGGCUAUUACAUUGACGCGAGCAGACGUUUUGGGGAAAUCUACGACGGAAAUUCUACUGAAGGAAAUGUAAUUACUCGUAUCCGCCCCGAUACGACAGAAACUGUUCUCAGAAGCUCUGGUCCAUAUGUGCUCAUCAAAAGCCUUGAGGAAUGGGCUCGCCAUCCGCACCUCAAACAACGUGUUUCUUAUGUGACAGGUUACCCAUAUUUAGAAAUUACGUCUGAUAAAGCUACUGGCCACUUAAGUGCUCCUGUCCCGUCAUUAUCUAUGGGUGAAGAUUGUUUCUCUCUGACAUACAGUGCACCACAAAAUGGUUCCUUGAUGGUGAAGCUGACCGACAAAGAUAAUGAAAAUUUACUAGAGCUUACUCCAGAGUUUACUUUUGAGCGCCAUGAUGGGAAAUGGAAAAGAGAAAUUUUUCGAGUUCCGUUUCAUCAGAAUGCUGAGAGACUAGGGUUCAAGUUCCAAGGAAAAGGUACUAAGGUUUACAAUCUUGGAAGAUGCACUAACAUUGAAUACCACGCUGUUGGCGCCCAGAUGUAUGUUGAUCCAGACACAGUGUGUCGCAAUGGGGGUGUGUGGAGCAGUACAACCCAAUCGUGCACCUGCCCACCAGGAUUUGUUGGCAUGUACUGCGAGGAAGGUUGUGGACCAAACAGAUAUGGAGAGAACUGCUCAAAACCCUGUUCAUUUCUGUCUAGUGCAUGCGAAGGACUUAUAUUUUGCACUAAAGAGUUGUGUUCAUGUGCUCCGGGCCUGCAAGGAGCCUACUGUGGUUCACCAUGUGACUCAAGAAAUUACGGAGCAUCUUGUCGUCAACGUUGUGGGAAAUGCAAAGACGAUGAACCCUGUGACCGGUACACAGGGAUGUGUUACACUGGAUGCUAUGACGGAUUUUACCCACCAUUUUGUCAGCAGACCUACAAGGUAUUAGGGAAUGCGCCAGAUGUAAUUGAAGAUAAUUACAAAUCUCUAAAGAUCAGAAUAUCGUUCGAAAACGUAACAGGAGAAGGAGAGCCAGUUUUCUAUGAAGUGCAAUACAAAGAAGAGAAACAAUAUGUUUGGUCAAAAUCAUCUCCAAGAGUAAUUCCCAAUGCAACAGAACUGGGAAUCACGGCAGAAUUAGAAAUUAUGGGGUUAGUUGCUGGGAAAAACUAUGAAAUCCGAGUAAUUCUCAUUGAUAAGGAUGGUGGUAGUUACCAAACAGAUGUGCCAGAAAGUAAAGCAAGAACUAAAUGCAUAGAUCCAGUUCAAGGAGACUACAAAUUUGCAGUAAGAGAUGUAGAUGACACUAGUGUUCUCCUGGAAUGGUCUUAUGAACAUGAUAAGACUUCACUGACUUGUGAAAUAUUGGACUUCGAGCUGUCUGUUCUCUGUGGAAGCGAGAAUCUUAAAUACUUCAUAACAGAGAAAGAAGGCCACUUGAUACUGUCAGCUAUUAUGCCUGACAUGACCUACAAUUUCCAACUGACUGGUAAAACUGUGACUGGCAAUAGGACUCUACCUAGAGAGAUUGAAGUUCACACACUAGCUGCUGGCCCAGGGAGGGUGAGAACAGCGAAGGCAGCGCCCUCGCCAUCAGGCAGGCAGUUGCAUGUUACAUGGCUCCCUCCAUGGAAUUCACAAGGCCAAUCACUGUGGUAUAAAGUCAGAUAUCAGGUACCUGAAUAG